This is a messenger RNA of Cherax quadricarinatus, 943 nucleotides long. Lineage: Eukaryota; Metazoa; Arthropoda; Malacostraca; Decapoda; Parastacidae. The record is from RefSeq and is a predicted model, not a curated record.
UAAUAUUUCCUGAAAUCUGCAAACUGCAGAUCAUAUAAAAAAUGCAUCAAUAUCUGAUGAGUGACUUCGUUCAGGGAGGAUGUCUAGGCUAUCUUCGUAGCCGGUGAGCGUAACGUUAUGACGCCAGCUGUAUGUAACACAGCGUCAUUAUCAGCCUUGCCUGACCUGGGCGAUGCUGGUGCGUAUAUAUACAUGACAGCCUUCCUCUGACAGGCACACAUUCACGGCCCAUCAUAGCAGCACCAUCACCUCCUCCUUCUUCUCAAGGACCUGAUAAAAGUCUUUAAGGAUACCAGCUAAAGCAACAGUCACGGUAACUUGUCGAGGGAGUAACUCUCUGAAGAACUGGUGUUCCAGCAGACAGGGCUGUUUGUAUUGAGGCGCAUGGGCUCAGUGCUUCGCAUAAAAAAAUCCGUACUAUAAAUAUAAUUCAUGUAAAUAUAAUGAUAUAUGGUGUAUAUGUUAUCUUGUGGCAUCUACCAGAGUUCCCUCUUCUAGUGCUACUAUUACAUUAACGUUCCUUCCUCCCCUAACCAACAGCCAAUAUGAAAAGCUUCAUCGUCUCCGUGGUCCUGUGUCUGGCCUCCGCCGCCUCUGCUGCCUCCGCUGUGGAGAACGAAGACUUGGAGGAGACACCUCGUUUCGGGACUAUCACCCUAGAUAGCAGCGGUACCGCACUCACCUUCAACUCCACCUUCUUACAGUACGGUGUGAUCGCUGGCGUCGUCAUCCUCAUCAUCACCGCCCUCAUCGUCAUUCCCAUCAUUGGUUUCAGCAUCGCUAAACACUACUUAGCUGGGGGCAGUUAUGACAACUUCAGCUACAGCUACCAAAACCCUGAAUACUCUUCCUACACUAGCUACGCAAAGAGGUGAGUGGCUACCGUUAAAUACAAGCUAAAGAACCUGCCUUGUAUGGGCCUACAGGCCUGCUGCAGUGUUCC